Messenger RNA from Closterium sp. NIES-65, 1272 nucleotides. Lineage: Eukaryota; Viridiplantae; Streptophyta; Zygnematophyceae; Desmidiales; Closteriaceae. The record is from the annotation of a GenBank genome assembly.
AUGAUGAGGCAGGCAGUGGGUCCCGCCUGUCACCAAAAUUUCAUCACAGGGUUAAAGGAACCAGUAGGCGGAGACAUCACAGGGUUAAAGGAACCAGUAGGCGGAGACAUCACAGGGUUAAAGGAACCAGUAGGCGGAGACAUCACAGGGUUAAAGGAACCAGUAGGCGGAGACAUCACAGGGUUAAAGGAACCAGUAGGCGGAGACAUCACAGGGUUAAAGGAACCAGUAGGCGGAGACAUCACAGGGUUAAAGGAACCAGUAGGCGGAGACAUCACAGGGUUAAAGGAACCAGUAGGCGGAGACAUCACAGGGUUAAAGGAACCAGUAGGCGGAGACAUCACAGGGUUAAAGGAACCAGUAGGCGGAGACAUCACAGGGUUAAAGGAACCAGUAGGCGGAGACAUCACAGGGUUAAAGGAACCAGUAGGCGGAGACAUCACAGGGUUAAAGGAACCAGUAGGCGGAGACAUCACAGGGUUAAAGGAACCAGUAGGCGGAGACAUCACAGGGUUAAAGGAACCAGUAGGCGGAGACAUCACAGGGUUAAAGGAACCAGUAGGCGGAGACAUCACAGGGUUAAAGGAACCAGUAGGCGGAGACAUCACAGGGUUAAAGGAACCAGUAGGCGGAGACAUCACAGGGUUAAAGGAACCAGUAGGCGGAGACAUCACAGGGUUAAAGGAACCAGUAGGCGGAGACAUCACAGGGUUAAAGGAACCAGUAGGCGGAGACAUCACAGGGUUAAAGGAACCAGUAGGCGGAGACAUCACAGGGUUAAAGGAACCAGUAGGCGGAGACAUCACAGGGUUAAAGGAACCAGUAGGCGGAGACAUCACAGGGUUAAAGGAACCAGUAGGCGGAGACAUCACAGGGUUAAAGGAACCAGUAGGCGGAGACAUCACAGGGUUAAAGGAACCAGUAGGCGGAGACAUCACAGGGUUAAAGGAACCAGUAGGCGGAGACAUCACAGAGCAUCCCCUCAUCCUCCUGCCAGUGUCUCCGCAGGUGUACAAUAUGACAUUGUAUGUGGAUGAGCACCUGGGUGGCGAUGCCAUCCUCAUCAUUGUCACCACACCACCCAAGUGCACAACUCUUGUGCUUCUUGUCCCAUGCGCGAUCUCUCUCCCCGUAGUCCCUUCAGGCGUGUACGAUCUGACGUCGUAUGUGGAUGAGCACCCGGGUGGCGACGCCAUUCUCAACAAUGCAGGAGGGGACGCAACAGAAGGCUUCUAUGGGUAUGGGUGCUUCUUUUGGGUUUCCACAUUUUAG